GCCGUCGAGGUGGGAAUAGAAUUACACUGAGGGACAGCCGAGGGGAAAGAAGGACAGCCUGGGACAUGUGGCACCUCCACCUGGUUUGACUGGUGCCGAAACAGUGACGCCGGAGCCAUCACGCAUGCUUGGCAGCCAGAAUGCUGGACCUUUCACCAGCGGUCUUGCACAAUUCCAGAAUGCUGGACCUUUCACCAGCGGUCUUCUACAACUCCAGCAUACGAAUCCCGUGCCUCCAAAUACACAACCCCGUGCAUUGCAAUCCGGAGGUCGGGUUCUCGAAAUGACCGACUACCCAAUGGCAGGUCGCGACGGAUCCCUAACUGCCCCAGACGACGACUUCGCAGAGGCUCGGUCAUCAGGCAGACCCGUCAGUGGCCAACCGCCCCUCAAAAAAGCGAGGCUAGAUGAUGGGAAAAGUGCGUUUAGCAACGAUCGAGUCUUGCCAAGUGAUGGCGUUGAUGCGUUCGAGAGAGCGAGAAGGUUUUCGGACUAGCUGCACUUGAUGCCAGACGUUUACGAUAUUCUUCGAUCACUUUUGGUAACACGACGCGAAGGACUUGGGAAGGAGUGGUAUCGCGAAGAGAGCAUAAAACUUCGUCUUUCUUCUCCUUUUCGUUGGCUGCGCAUGCGAUCGUCCCAGUGGAGCAAUUUGUAAUUUAUGUUUGGUCUCUUUAUGCCGAGCUCUGCUCUCAAUGCAACCAUCAUUGUGCAAAAGAGGAAUAUCCUAGCAAACAAUCACAUCUGGCUGAUCUGUGGACGGACGCUGUCGGAAGACAUUAGGGUCAAUUCAGGCCUAGAACCGCCGGCAUCGCAGCCUUCGCGA
Cercospora beticola is the source of this 826-nucleotide messenger RNA. The record is from RefSeq and is a predicted model, not a curated record. NCBI's taxonomy places the organism in Eukaryota, Fungi, Ascomycota, Dothideomycetes, Mycosphaerellales, Mycosphaerellaceae.